AUGAAUUGGGCGGUAGCCAUUAAAACAUCGGUUUCGGUGUUCUGGUGUCCCCCUUUUUCCUCUCUUAAGCUUAAUGUGGAUGGUGCUUGCAAAGGUAAUCCGGGAGUAGGAGGGGGUGGGGGUAUCAUAAGGAAUACGGAGGGAAGGGUUAUUGCUGCCUUUGCAAAUUUCUAUGGUGAGUGCACCAAUUCCAUUGCUAACCUGAGAGUGCUAAGAGAUGGUCUUAAGCUCUGUGAGAGUUUGGGAAUUAAGGAUUUUCAUGUUAACUCUGAUUCGGCGGCAACUGUUCAGUGCAUUGCGAAAAGAAAAUGCGAAUUUUGGAAAGGUUGGUACUGGUUUCAGGAAGUUUUGGGGCUGAUUAACUUUCUUAAACCUAUGAUUUCUUUCACAUACCGUGAAGGGAAUAGGGCUGCGGGUUUUCUGGCUAAUUUGGCUUGUGAUUCGAAGAAGGAUACGGUUUUUCACGGAGAAUCUAGCUUACAUCAGAAUCUUUGA
Telopea speciosissima is the source of this 495-nucleotide messenger RNA. RefSeq lists its product as uncharacterized. Bases 1 to 495 code for a protein of 164 amino acids. The transcript has a single exon. NCBI's taxonomy places the organism in Eukaryota, Viridiplantae, Streptophyta, Magnoliopsida, Proteales, Proteaceae. The record is from RefSeq and is a predicted model, not a curated record. Gene Ontology annotation, molecular function: RNA-DNA hybrid ribonuclease activity; nucleic acid binding.